This is a messenger RNA of Scatophagus argus, 3220 nucleotides long. Its product is annotated as extracellular calcium-sensing receptor-like. The transcript is spliced from 6 exons. Gene Ontology annotation, biological process: G protein-coupled receptor signaling pathway. NCBI's taxonomy places the organism in Eukaryota, Metazoa, Chordata, Actinopteri, Scatophagidae. Gene Ontology annotation, cellular component: membrane. The coding region runs from base 266 to 2857 and encodes 863 amino acids. The record is from RefSeq and is a predicted model, not a curated record. Gene Ontology annotation, molecular function: G protein-coupled receptor activity.
AGGAAACCUUUUGUAUAGUACACAUGAGUGUUUGUUUGCGAAAACAUAUAAUUUAGAUAUUUCGAAUAAACUAAGGCACAAAACUCUUUUUGUGUUUAGGCUCCUCCCUCUUCUCAAUACACUGGUAUGUCCAUAGAAAUCAAGCAUUGCGGUAAUAUCGUCAUUGUUCAUGCUGCUCUGAAAUGUAUAAAUAUCAGCAUUAGCUUCUGAUUUAGAUUAAGGUAGACUUAGGCUUGUGGUGAGUGGUUUAGGUGUCUUAGUCGGUAUGACAUCCACACAGAGAUGGCCAGAGAAGAGUUGGGCAUUCUUACACCUACUGUUGGUGGCAUCUCUUUCUCGAGCUGAGGAUCCGGUGUGCAAGUGGAGAGGGGAUCCAGAGAAUCCCCAACUAUCUAAGGAUGGAGAAAUUAUACUGGGGGGUCUUUUCUCUUUCCAUAGCACAUGGAAAGAGAGACAGGAAUCCUACAUGCACAAACCACUGCCACUGCAAUGUGUCAGUUUGCAUUUCAGAGAGUUCCAGUUUGCCCAGGCUAUGCUGUUUGCAAUAGAAGAGAUUAAUAACAGCACGGACCUGCUGCCUGGAGUCUCUCUGGGCUAUAAGCUCUAUGAUGUGUGUGGCUCGAUUGCCAGAGGUGUCAGGGUUGCACUGGCCUUGGCUACGGGUAAUGAAGCGAUAUAUGCACCGUCCGAGGCAGCAUGUACCAGACCUGCCCAAGUGCAGGCCUUAAUGGGGGAGACUUCUUCCUCUCCUUGCAUGGCAAUAGCUACUGUCAUAGGACCCUUUUAUAUACCAAUGAUCAGCCACUUUGCGACGUGUGCUUGUCUCAGUGAUAAAACCAAGUACCCAUCCUUCCUCAGAACAAUACCCAGUGACUACUACCAGAGCAGAGCCCUGGCCCAGCUGGUCAAGCACUUUGGUUGGACUUGGGUUGGAGCUAUUAGAACAAAUGAUGAUUAUGGCAAUAAUGGCAUGGCCAUAUUCACAGAAGCUGCCCAGCAGCUGGGCAUCUGUCUGGAGUACUCUGUGUCUGUUUUUAGAACCGACCCACCAGACAAUAUACAAAAGGCAAUUGACAUUAUCAAGGCUUCCACUUCAAAGGUGAUUGUUGCUUUCCUCUCCCACUUGGAUAUGGAUAUGGUAAUUCAUGAGUUCUCUCACCACAACCUGACAGGGUACCAGUGGGUAGGCAGUGAGAGCUGGAUCUUUGAUUCCCAAACUGCAGCCAUGGAUAAGCAACACAUCCUGGAUGGUGCCAUAGGCCUGUCCAUCCCCAAAGCACAUGUCAGCGGCAUGAGGGAGUUCAUGUUGGAUGUGAAGCCACUCAACUCAUCUAGUAAUGAAUUGUUUACAGAGUUUUGGGAGAAAUUAUUUAGCUGUAAGUUCAAGAAUUCAAAUUCAUCAGCAGAGAAUCAGAGCGAGUGCACUGGAAAAGAAAAACUGACUGGAGUGCAAAACAGCUUUACUGAUAUGUCGCUCAUGCCUAUCUUUAACAAUGUCUAUAAAGGAGUUUAUGCUGUGGCCCAUGCACUUCAUGCCAUUCUCAAUUGUAAUAAAACAUGUAACACAAAGGUGCAGCUAGAUCCAUUCACUAUUUUACAGCACAUAAGAAAGAUUCGGUUCAGAACAAAGGAAGGAGAUGAGGUCUACUUUAAUGAGAAUGGAGACCCAGCAGCAAAGUAUGAAAUUAUAAACUGGCAGCCAACAGAAAAUGGCAUUGUGGACUUUGUCACAGUUGGCUUUCAUGAUUCAUCAUUGCCUGUCGACCAACAGCUGAAUCUGCAAAAUAAGUCUUUAAUUUGGGCACAGAACUCCCAACAGGUGCCUUUGUCAGUCUGCAGUGAGAAAUGUCCCCCAGGAACUCGCAAGGUUCUGCAGAAAGGAAAGCCUGUCUGCUGCUAUGACUGUAUAAGAUGUGCAGAGGGAGAAAUAAGCAACAUUACAGAUUCUAUCACCUGUGUGAGAUGUGACCCUGACUUCUGGUCAGAUGAAAGGAGACAUGCCUGUGUAAAGAAGGAGGCAGAGUUUCUAUCAUAUGAAGAGAUUAUGGGAGCACUGCUCACUGCUGCCUCCCUGUUCGGAACUUGCAUGACUGCUCUGGUAGCUUUCAUUUUCUUCGCACACAGGACGACUCCUAUUGUCAGGGCCAACAACUCUGAGCUGAGCUUCCUGCUGCUCUUCUCCUUGACUCUGUGUUUCCUGUGUUCCCUGACCUUCAUCGGUCGGCCCUCUGAGUGGUCCUGCAUGCUGCGACACACAGCAUUUGGCAUCACCUUUGUCCUCUGUAUCUCUUGUGUUCUGGGGAAAACAAUAGUGGUGUUGAUGGCCUUCAGGGCCACACUUCCAGGUAGUAAUGUGAUGAAAUGGUUUGGGCCUGCACAGCAGAAACUCAGUGUUCUGGGUUUCACUGUCAUACAAGUUGUCAUAUGUGUCCUCUGGUUAACAAUUUCUCCUCCUUUUCCCUUCAAAAAUUUCGAGGAGUCCAAGCAUAAAAUCAUCUUAGAGUGCGCUCUGGGCUCAGCUGUAGGCUUUUGGGCUGUGCUUGGGUACAUCGGACUUCUGGCCAUGUUGUGUUUUAUUCUUGCUUUUCUGGCUCGGAAACUGCCUGACAAUUUCAAUGAAGCCAAAUUUAUCACCUUUAGCAUGCUGAUAUUCUGUGCAGUAUGGAUCACUUUUAUCCCAGCGUAUGUCAGCUCUCCUGGGAAGUUCAGUGUUGCUGUGGAGAUAUUUGCAAUUCUGGCUUCAAGUUUUGGACUGCUGAUUUGUAUUUUUAUUCCAAAAUGUUAUAUUAUCUUACUAAAACCAGAGAAGAAUACAAAAAAGAAUAUGAUGGGCAAGGUGGCAUCAACAUCAUUCUGAAAACUGUAACCACUGUACCACAUGCUAUCCAAUAUAUGUUAUAUGGAUAUUCAUAUACACACACACGUGUGUAAAAACUGUGAUCACAGAAUAAAAUCCAUUUGUUUGGUAUUCUGAGGCUGGAAUUCAACCACCAUAAAUUUCUUUUUUCUGUUGAAUGUGUGUUUAAUGCUCUGUAGUGAGCUCUAGAGUUCAUCCAGUUUCGAGGCUGAUUCUGAGGCUCUUGAUUAUGCUGGGGAAGAAAGAUCCCGUGUCAUGACUCAACACACCCAGCUGAGCUGACUCAAGAAAGCAACUGUGUUACUGGGGGCAUUUUUAUCAUUUCACACUGAGCAGGAUUUCGCAGUUAACAAUGAACAUGUU